Molecule: messenger RNA, 1032 nt
Organism: Microbotryum saponariae
Lineage: Eukaryota; Fungi; Basidiomycota; Microbotryomycetes; Microbotryales; Microbotryaceae
Source: the annotation of a GenBank genome assembly
AUGCAAGGUCCUGGAGGAUCAUUGACGCCCGUAAGCACACCACCCUGGCUCGAGUACCCCACCCUAGCCUAACACCUGACUGAGCUCUCCUCCCCUCCUCGCAGGCCCCCUCCCCUCCCCCACCAGGUGGAGCAUCUCGUUCCUCGCGUCGCAUGACCUCAACCACCCCUUCCAAAGUAACCCACACCCGCAACAUAUCCGGCACCUUGGACUCCGACCACCUCGAUUCCUCCGAUGGGCUAGACGAUGAGGAUGAUGCGGUCGGAGCAGGUGGGGAAUCGGUCGUGUUUGAUGAUGAGGAGGAGGAAGCGGACUAUCGCUCGAAGACGACAGGGUCGAGGUCGAGGCGUGAGACUGUUGUGGAUGAUGAGGCUGGGAUGGAUGAGGAUUACGUGGUGGAUGAUGAGGAAGAAGUCGGGUCGGGCUCAGAGAGUCCGGUCAGUUUGGAGCGUUGGCGCUCAGAGGCUGCCCUCACACUGGAAGAUCCUCAGCGUAUACUGAGAGUUUUCCUUGUUAUCCUCAGAAACCAUCACGUUUUAGUCCCCUCCAAUCCCACACUCACGCACCCGACCGUCCCGAAAGCAGCAAAAACGUUUCAGGAGGCUUCCCCAGUCGCUUUGGAUUCGGAUCCUCGAGCAACCAUAACCGAUCGAGUCGAGCACAUGCAGAGGGUGGGGAUGCGAGAAGAUCGGCGCAUCGUUCCGGAGGUCGGGGGGGACCUGGUGGGGGAUCUCGUCCUGCAGGGGGAAGGAACGAUCAAUGGACGGAGAGGAUUUUGGAUCGGAAUGGGUACCCGAGGCAACGUCAGUACUCCUCAAGAGUCCACGCGUGCGCAAUUCCUAACGGACUCUACUGCUCACUCACUCUACAGUCACUUUCGAUCCCUUCCUUGAAGCCGAUGCACCUCAACACGCGGCCAGCGCUUCUCAAGAGGCUCCUUCAACUUCAGAACCUCCAGCCUCUCAACCCAUCGCCGCGGACCCGAGCACCGAAUCGGUCGAGCCCGUCACAUCAGCUUCGACCUCCUCAUGA